AUGAUUGAGCAAUCGUUAGUUGAUGAAUUUGGCGCGGAUGGGCCAGCGGAAUCCUUGUGCAUCCAAUGGACAGGAGGCGUAAAGAAGCAGAUCGCAGAUACAAAUCGAGUACAGCUCCAAAUAUCAGCAGUGGGUAGCAGCCAACGUUUCAAACUUAACGAAGUGUACACUGUGAAAAACUUGGGACUACCGGAGCAGUCGUUAGAUUUCAGCGAGAUGUCAGCGCGGUUCAAGCACUUGAGUGGCUUGCCUGUUACGAGUUUUAACGCCGCCGUGCCAGGCCUGCUGAUAGGUUUAUCAAACACACACUUGUUGGCUACGCUGAAACUGCGGGAAGGUCGACCGCAGGAGCCGAUAGCGGCGAAAACCCGAAUCGGCUGGUCUAUCUACGGAUGUCAACGUGAUAAAGUUGACGUUAUGCACCACCGACAGCAGCACAUCUGUGUUAAGCCAACGAAUGAAGAUUUGCAUGAUUAUGUGCAGAGUUUCUUUUCCGUAGAAAGCCUUGGCGUGGCGUUGGUACCCCAAGUCGAGGGAGUGGACGAGCAGCGAGCCCGCAGAAUUCUGGAAGAAACCACGGAGCGAACGAGUAGCGGCAGAUUCCAGACAGGACUCCUAUGGAAGCACGAUGGAUUGGAAUUUCCGGACAGUCGGCCGUUAGCAGAAAAGCGACUAAGAUGUUUGGAGAGACGACUGUCGAAGGACCCUGCACUCUACACGAACGUCCGCCAACAAAUGUCGGUCUACCAGGAGAAGGGCUACGCCCACAAGACAACCGUCGAAGAGCUGCGCCGUCUUGAUCCAAGUCGAACAUGGUACCUUCCCCUUGGUAUAGUCCUCAAUCCCAGGAAACCAGGUAAGGUAAGGGUAAUCUGGGACGCCGCGGCAAAGGUCCAAGGUGUUUCAUUAAACUCCAUGCUGUUAAAGGGUCCGGACCAAUUGACCUCGCUUCUUUCCGUGCUUUUUCAAUAUCGUGAACGAGAGGUGGCCAUAUCUGGAGACAUUGAAGAAAUGUUUCACCAGCUCCUCAUUCGAGAGGAAGACCGGUGCGCGCUACUGUUUCUGUGGAGAGAUUCCCCGGAAAUGCCAAUCGAAGUCAUGGUGAUGAAUGUUGCAGUCUUUGGUGCGUCAUGUUCUCCAGCUCAAUCUCUUUUUGUGAUGAAUUUGAACGCUACGGAACACGAAACAGAACAUCCACGGGCAGCGGCAGCAAUCAAACACCGGCACUAUGUGGACGACUAUCUGGACAGCGUUGAUACCGAGGAGGAGGCUGUCGAAUUAGCUUUGGAGGUAGCGGAAGUCCACUCGAAGGCCGGAUUCAACAUCAGAAAUUGGCUGUCGAACAAGAAAGUAGUGCUGGACCAGAUAGGUGGAGUGAACCCCGGAUCCGUUAAGUGUUUCGCUGCAGACAAGGAAACGGGCACGGAACGACUACUUGGGAUGAUUUGGAGACCAGAGGAAGACGUGUUUUCGUUUUCAUUAAGCUUUCGCGAAGAUUUGCAACAGCUAGUGGCAGGAGAAGUAGCUCCGACCAAAAGGGACAUGCUAAGAGUUACGAUGAGCAUCUAUGAUCCUCUGGGUCUCGUGGCAGCCUUCGUUAUCCAUGGGAAGGUACUUGUCCAGGACGUCUGGAGGACCAAAAUCGAUUGGGACGAGAAGGUUCCCUGGGAAAUUUUCUUACGCUGGAAACAGUGGCUUGCUGUACUCCGCACGAUGAAUACAGUUAAAGUUCCUCGCUGUUAUUUCCCAGGAUACAGCACCGAUUGCUACAACUCCCUAGACUUGCACGUCUUCGUGGAUGCUAGCGAGGAAGCCUACGCUGCAGUAGCGUAUUUUUGCGUCAUCGACAACGGUUGUGUUCGGUGCUCCUUGGUAUCUUCGAAGACAAAAGUAGCUCCACUUCAUCCUCUUUCCAUCCCACGCCUUGAACUGUCCGCUGCAGUAAUUGGCGCACGUUUACGGAAGACGAUUGAAGAGAAACAUUCUCUGAAAAUACGUCGCACAGUUUUCUGGAGCGAUUCGUCAACGGUUAUCGCUUGGAUUAGGUCCGAUGCGCGUCGUUAUCGACAGUUCGUAGCAUUUCGGGUCAACGAAAUACUCAGUCUAUCGUCGGUUCAAGAGUGGCGCUGGGUGCCCACAAAACUGAACGUGGCCGAUGAAGCCACAAAGUGGGGUAAAGGCCCUUCCUUUGAUCCGGACAGCCGAUGGUAUCACGGGCCGAAUUUCCUGUACGACAACGAACUGGAAUGGCCGAAAGACUGUCGAUCCGAUACCAACACUACAGUGGAAGAACUUCGGCCAGCCUAUGUCUGCAAACAUCUUGUCAUCGAACCAGUGGUGAUGUUAGACCGUUUCUCUCGCUGGGAGCGACUACUGCGAAGUAUGGCGUACGUUGUGCGAUUCAUCGACAACAGUAUGUUGAAGCACAGAAAGCAACCUCUACAUCUAGGUGCGCUGACUAGGGAUGAACUCCAGAAGGCGGAAAGGUGCUUGUGGAGAAUGGCACAGUGCGACGGGUUUCCGGAUGAAGUAGCGGUGUUCAAACACAAUCUCCAGUCAUCUCAACGGCGGAAUCUAGAACGAAACAGCCCACUAAUCAAACUCACGCCAGCGAUAGACGACUUCAACGUGCUACGAAUGGAUGGCCGCAUUCAGGAAGCUGACUUCGUUGAUUAUGACGCCAGAAAUCCAAUCAUCUUGCCAAGAGGACAUCGUGUGACUGAUCUGCUUCUGGACUGGUACCACCGAAGGUUCCAACACGCAAACGACGAAACGGUGGUGAACGAGGUCAGGCAGCGUUUCUACAUACCAAAACUGAGAGUACAGGUCCGUCUGACGAGGAAGCAGUGUAGAUGGUGUAGAGUUUAUAAAGCAGUCCCAGCCGUGCCUAGAAUGGGACCCCUUCCAAAAGCUAGACUGAUGCCAUUCUGUCGGCCAUUUACCAUGGUCGGAAUCGACUAUUUUGGACCUUAUUCCAUACGAUCACCGACAGGAAGAAGCACGCUCAAGCGAUGGGUGGUGUUAUUCACCUGCCUGACUGUAAGAGCAGUUCAUGUAGAGAUUGCAGCCAACCUAUCGACGGACUCCUGCAAGAAAGCGAUUCGCCGGUUCAUCGGGCGCAGAGGUGCCCCACGUGAGAUCUACACGGACAAUGGUACCAAUUUUGUCGGUGCGAGCAGAGAGUUGGCGGCAGAAAUACGGGCGAUCAAUGAGGAGAUCGGCAGCACUUUCACUGACACCCAGACACAAUGGCAGUUUAUCCCACCGUCGGCACCGCACAUGGGGGGAUGCUGGGAGAGGAUGGUACGGUCGGUCAAAGCCGCUUUAGGAGCCGUUCCAACCGUACGAGUCCUAGAUGAAGAGUCGUUUGCCACUGUACUCGUCGAAGCGGAGUCUAUGGUCAAUUCUAGACCUCUGACCUUCAUCCCGCUAGAAACAGCUGAUCACGAGUCAUUGACACCAAACCACUUCCUUCUCCUCAGCUCUACUGGUGUACGACAACCAAUCAAGAACCCCGUGGACGAAAAAGCUGCAAUCCGCAGUAGCUGGAACUUGAUCCAAAACACCCUGGACGCAUUUUGGCGGCGAUGGGUUGAUGAAUAUCUUCCGACCAUAACGAGAAGAACGAAAUGGUUCGAUAACGUCAAGCCUAUACAAGAGGGUGCGCUAGUAGUUGUGGUCGACGGGAAUGUUAGGAACCGGUGGCAAAGGGGGCGAGUGGUACGAACAUAUCCGGGUAGAGAUGGUACUGUACGAAGGGCAGAUGUGCAAACAUCCUGUGGCAGUCUGCGACGUCCAGUCAUUAAACUGGCUGUGCUUGAUGUGGAUGCGGAGUGUGACACCGAAGCUACAGUUCUGGUGACACGAGGGGGGGAAUGGUAG
Molecule: messenger RNA, 3882 nt
Organism: Aedes albopictus (Asian tiger mosquito)
Lineage: Eukaryota; Metazoa; Arthropoda; Insecta; Diptera; Culicidae
Exons: 1
Coding region: 1-3882 (1293 amino acids)
Biological process (GO): DNA integration
Molecular function (GO): nucleic acid binding
Source: RefSeq, a predicted model, not a curated record